Messenger RNA from Austrofundulus limnaeus, 2736 nucleotides. It is a transcript of the gene cmah, whose product is annotated as cytidine monophospho-N-acetylneuraminic acid hydroxylase. The transcript has 15 exons. Bases 48 to 1832 code for a protein of 594 amino acids. Lineage: Eukaryota; Metazoa; Chordata; Actinopteri; Cyprinodontiformes; Rivulidae. Gene Ontology annotation, biological process: CMP-N-acetylneuraminate metabolic process. Gene Ontology annotation, cellular component: cytoplasm. The record is from RefSeq and is a predicted model, not a curated record. Gene Ontology annotation, molecular function: 2 iron, 2 sulfur cluster binding; CMP-N-acetylneuraminate monooxygenase activity.
UCUCUGUUUCACUUAUAAGAAGACAGCACAUUUCAUUUACAGAUACGAUGACUGCUCAAACAGUAAAAGUAGUGCUGUCACUGGACGCCAAAGAGGUCGACUCACUCAAAGAAGGAGUGAAUUUCAAGAAAAACCCAGAGAAUGGAUGUUGUUACAUCAUAUACAAAAUGAAGGAUGGCUAUAAAGCAUGCAAAAAUCUGUGCAAACAUCAAGGAGGGCUUUUCAUUAAAGACAUUGAAGACCUGGAUGGCAGGACUGUUAAAUGCACUAAACACAACUGGAAGCUUAAUCUGUCAUCAAUGAAAUAUGUGAACCCGCCUGACAGCUUCGUCCAGGAUGAGCUUGAAAUAGAAAUCCUGGAUGAUAGAGGGCUUCAGCUGCUGGAGCUGAGCCCAGUUGACCCCUGGCUGRCUGAUCCAAGAGAGGCUCUGGAGCUUCAUGAAGGAGAAGUGAAAAUAACCUAUCUCACACAUGCCUGCAUGGAGCUGCAGCUUGGACAGAAGCGCUUCCUGUUUGACCCCUGGCUGAAGGGUCCUGCUUUUGCCAGGGGCUGGUGGCUUCUCCAUGAGCCUCCAGCAGAUUGCCUGGAUAGACUCUGUGCAGCAGACCUCAUCUACAUCAGCCAUAUGCAUUCUGACCACCUCAGUUAUCCCACACUCAAAGUCUUGUCAGAGAGGAGGCCAGAUGUCCCCAUAUAUGUUGGUGACACAUCCAGACCAGUCUUUUGGUAUUUGGAGCAAAGUCAUGUCAAACUGACCAACAUUAAUGUCACUCCUUUUGGUGUUUGGCAAAAUAUUGAUGAACACUUGAGAUUUAUGAUUCUGAUGGAUGGUGUUCAUCCUGAAAUGGACACAUGCAUCAUUGUUGACUAUAAGGGUCACAUGAUCCUGAACACUGUAGAUUGCACCAGGCCUAAUGGGGGCAAACUACCACAGAAUGUGGACUUGAUGAUGAGUGAUUUUGCUGGGGGUGCGUCUGGAUUCCCCAUGACUUUUUAUGGGGGGAAAUACACUGAUUCCUGGAAAGCAGAGUUCAUCAAAAACGAAAGGAAAAAGUUACUGAACUACAAAGCUCUGCUGGUCAAAUCCCUGCAGCCCAGGAUCUACUGCCCAUUUGCUGGGUAUUUUGUGGAGGCUCAUCCAUCAGACAAGUACAUUAAGGAAACAAAUGUUAAAAACAAAGCAGAGGACCUGAAUGCACUGAUCAAUAAACUUGCACCAGAAGUCAAGACUUGGACACCCAGGCCUGGUGCAGUGCUGGACCUCAGCCUCGCUCUGAAAGAUUCCACUAACAGCAAGGCCAUCACUGAUCCUCCAACCAAUGCAAAAGUCUACAAGGACAGCUGGGAGUUUGACCUGUAUGUGAACGAACUGAACAGCGCCAUAAGCAGUGAGAUUUUCAAACAUCCAAGCUGGAUCCAAUUUUAUUACAACUGGGCAGGCUUUAAAAACUACAACCUGGUGGUGCGGGUCAUUGAAACAGAUGACAACUUUGAACCUCUCAGUGAAGGCUACGACUAUCUGGUGGACUUUAUGGAUCUGUCUUUCCCCACCACACGGCCCAACAGAGAGCACUUCUACGUGGAGAUUAAAAACAGGGUGGGGGUAAUGAGGUACGUGGUGCUGCGCGGCUGCCUCUGGGAUGAUCUCUACAUCGGCUUUCAGAAUCGCAUCAGUCGAGAUCCAGACAUCUACCACCACAAGUUCUGGAACCACUUUCAGACACAGCUACCAAUACAUAGUCCAGACUGGGACCAAUUUCUGCAGCAGGCACCUCCAGUCCAGGAAGCAAAUGGGAUACAGAGGGCACUGGGCUACUGUGCUCUGCUUUAAAUUUAGAAAUGUGGAUUCACGAGGUUCUGUGAUCAGCUUGUAAACAGUUCAGGGAGUACUUUGGACAGCUAUGCUGAGUGGUUAGAGCUUCAAUGAGAGAGUUGGAGGUUUGUGUCUCUGGGCAAGACACUGAGCCCUUCAUUAGCUUUGAUGUGUGUCUGAUCGGUUUAUCAAUGAGGUUAAAAACACUGAUUUGUUUCUGUAGAAUGAAUUAUUUAGAUUAACUUUGUAAAGAUGAUAAAUGGGUAGUGUUGUAAAGUGUUUUAAGUAUCCUGAUUGGAUAGAAAGGUGCUACAGUUUUAUGUUUACUUGCCUCUUGUACUCUGCUGAAGAUAGGCACUAGGGUCUCCCCGUGAUCCUACAUGUAAAAGCAGGCAAAGCAAACACAAAUCAUUUAGAUCUCAAAUUUGCACUAGCAUAAUGAUUUGUAGUCUUUAUAGCCCAUAGACAUGAGGUCAGCCUUGGUGCAUGCAGGCUCCACAUGAUGGUUACGCUUCAACCACUCUCCAUGUUCCACCCAGGAGCCUCAUACAGUCAUACGCCCUGAACCUUUCCACAUUUUGUCACUUUACAAGCACAAACUUCAAAGUAUUUUACUUGUCAUUUACGUAAUAGACAAACACAUAGUCUGUAUGGAAGUAGAAGGAAAAUCAAGCAGUGUAUGGUUUUCAACAUGUUUUACAAACAAAAAUCUGCAGUGUGGUGUGCAUUUGUAUUCAGCUCCCCUGAGUCAGUUCUUAGAACCACCUCACUGCAAUUCCAGCUACAAGUCUUUUGGUGUUUGUCUCUAUUAGAUUUGAAUGUUUACAGAUGGAAAGUUUUGCUCAUUAUUCUUUACAGACUAGCACAAACUCGUAGACUGGAUGCAGUGUCUUUGAAGAAAUUACACGUCUCAGUUUCUAAA